AUGGCUACCCCCAGUGUCCUUACCUUUGAUGCUGAGGGUCGUACUGUUGACUUUGAGGUCUGGGUCGAUGACCUCCAGCUGUUUCUCCAGUGUGAUAGGGCAGACGGACUCUCCCUGUUCGAACUCACCUCUGGUGCCUCUCCUGCCCCGCCUGCUACUACUGACAGCACUGCUCGCUCACAGUGGGCCACACGCGAUGCUGCUGCCCGUCUUGCUGUGCGUCGCCACUUACCGACCACUGAGCGUGCGCACUUUAGCCAGUACAAGAGUGCUAAGACCUUGGACCACUUCCUCUCAGUUUGCCCCACCACACUCACCGUUGACCUCCUCGAGGAGCGCCUCCUAGCAGCAGAGAAGAGCAUAGUCGCUGUAGGAGCCUCUCGUGGCGACCCUCGCACCCCCGUCUUUGAGGGGUGUUCCCCCUCCCCCCUCUUGCCCUCUGUUGCUUCUACUGCUGCGGCCGACCUCGUUGGUUUCGAGUCGGUCGGCGCUGCGUCUGCCCCUAGCGGGAGACGCCACACCGGCAAGGGCAAGGGGGGCAAGGGCGCUGGAGGGGCUGGCGGGGGCGGUGGGGGUGGUGGUGGAGGCAGUGGAGGGGGUGGGGGUGGUGGUGGGAGUGGUGGCGGGGGUGGAGGUGUCGGUGGCAACAAUGGAGGCGGAGGAGGCGGCGGCGGUGGCGGAGGGAGCGGAGGCGGCGGAGGUGGCGGAGGCGGCGGAGGCAGCGGUGGAGCUGGUUGCGGCUCUGCGCAGAGGAGUGGCUCCGGUGGUGGUCCGCGCCAGCAGCAGCAGCGCACUCGUGAGACCCCGUCCCCCCAGCAGCUUCGUGAGUGGUACACUGGGCGUCAGCGAGGUGGGGGUACUGGUCCCUGCACCUACGUCCUCCGUACCGGCGACCGCGCUGGUGAGCAGUGCGGGGGCCCGCACUCCACCCAGCGCUGCUUCGGCCGCCUGACGGACAUGUGGCCUCACCAGUUCCUUGACGCCACUGAGAUCCCUCGCUGGGGAGAGCUGUCUAGGGCGGGGGUUGCUAUCUUUGAUUUUGAUUAUGAUGCUAUUCUUGCUGCCAUGUAUGCUGUGUCUACUAGUGAUGAGGGUGACUGUUACAUGUGUGUUCUGCCUGACCCGGGCAUUGAGGCUGCUACUCUAGGUGCUGGUGAGGCUGCUGCUCUAGGUGCUAGUGCGUCUGCUGCCCCAAGUGCUGGUGAGUCUGCUCUCUCAGGUACCACGUCGGCUCAGGCCUUACACACCCUUGACUCGGGUGCUUCCCGCUCCUUUCGAGACCGCACCACGCUUACGCCGCUUGGUCGGCCGGUUGCGGUCUCCCUGGCGGAUCCCUCUGAGGGUCCUGUCCUUGCUAGCUUCUCCACCGUCUUACCGUGCCCGGCAGCCCCCUCUGGCACCCUGUCAGGUCUCUACCUCCCCUCGUUCUCUACGAACUUGGUGAGUGGAGCUGAUCUACAGGAUAGGGGGGUUGACCAGUUCGCUCCUGCGAGUCAGCGCGUGACCCACUGUACGUGUGCUCGGACGGGCCGACACUUGGCCACAUUCACCCGUCGGCCGGGGUCGAGCCUACUCUCCUCUGGCACCACCGCCUUGGUCACCUCUCUCUGCCUCGUCUCCGAGGCAUGGCCUCCCGUGUUCUUGUAUCUGGUCUCCCCCGGUCCCUACCUCCCCUACCUCCGGGGCCUGCCUCUACCUGCGUUCCCUUGUGUCGAGGGGAGACAGCGCGCCGCCCCUCACUCCUCCGAGUUUCCUCCGACAAAGGCUCCGCUGCAGACUCUUCACAUGGACGUGUGUGGCCCCGCCCGCGUCCGUGGCCAGGGUCACGAGCGUUACUUCCUGUUGGUGGUUGACGACUACUCGCGUUACACCACAGGGUUCCCCUUGCGCAGCAAGGGUGACGUCGCUGAGGUGUUGAUCGACUGGAUCCUUGCAGCUCGUCUCCAGCUCAGAGAGAGUUUCGGCUCGGACUUUCCUGUUCUGCGUCUGCACUCUGACAGAGGCGGGGAGUUUUCCUCUGCCCGUCUGGGAGCCUUCUGUCGUGCACAGGGCAUCCGCCAGACGUUCACGCUUCCGGCCUCUCCACAGCAAAAUGGGAUUGCUGAGCGCCGCAUUGGCAUGGUCAUGGACGUCGCUCGUACGUCCAUGAUCCAUGCGGCUGCCCCCCAUUUUCUGUGGCCGUUUGCAGCGCAUCAGCUCAACCUUCAGCCCCGGGUCUCCUUGCCAGAGACCUCCCCCACCUUGCGGUGGACGGGGAAGGUUGGCGAUGCGUCUGCGUUUCGGGUCUGGGGAUCUCGGGCGUUUGUCCGCGACUUGUCUGCGGACAAGCUGUCCCCCCGUGCUGUUCCCUGCGUCUUCCUUGGCUUCCCCCCUGACGCGCCUGGGUGGCAGUUUUACCACCCCACCUCGCGCCGUGUGUCCCAGGUAGACGCAGUCGAGCCUGUCGAGGUCGCUGCUGACUCUGGUGCUGCUAGAGGUGCUGAGCCUGCGGGUGCCGGGUCUGGAGGUGCUGAGCCUGGGAGUGCGGAGCCUGGGGGUGCUGAGUCUAGGGGUGCGGAGCCUGGGGGUGCUGAGCCUGGGGGUGCUGAGUCUGGUGGUGCUGAGCCUGGGGGUGCUGAGUCUGGGGGUGCUGAGCCUGGGGGUGCUGAGCCUGGGGGUGCGGAGCCUGGGGGUGCUGGGUCUGCUCGUAGCCGUGCUGCUGGAGCUGGAAGUACUACUGUUGCUGCUGGUCCCGGAGGUGUUCGUACUGGAGGUACUGGAGCUGCUAGGACUGGGGGUGCUGCUCGGGCUGCUGGAGUUGGUCCUGCUGGAGGUACUAAUGGAGCUGCCGGCGGUACUGGAGCUGCUGGUCCUGCUGGCGUUGGUGCUGCUGGAGCUGCUGGAGCUGCUGGGGGUGUUGGCGCUGGUGGUUCUGCUGGCGCUGGUGCGUCUGAGGGUGCUGGAGUUGGCGCUGUUGGAGCUGGAGGUGCUGCUGGCGCUGGUGCUGCCACUGAGGCUACUGGUGCUGUCCCUGCUGGUUCUGGAGGCGCUGCGCGGCCGAGGCCGUACUUCGUUCCGCUCCUUGAGCAGCGUCGUGAGCCUGCGUCUCGUCCUGUGUCGCUUGUUCGUGCUGCUCGCACUAGUGGUCGUGCUUCGCGUCCGCGUCCUCCUGCGGUCCCAGGCACACACCAGAUGGCACUGCGUCCUUCCACUGCUCCUCUGCGUGUCCCGUUGCCGUCUCCUCCAGAGUCCUCUCUUCCUGUUCUUGAUGACCCGGAGUCUGACUCUCUUCGUGCUGCCAGUCCUACUGUCACGCGUCUCCUGGCUACUGUUGUUAGUGACCCUUCCUUUGAGUCCGGUGCUGCGUCUGCCCUAGUUGCUGAGCUUGUCGACUUUGCUGCUCGCUGUCGUCUCGACUACUCUGCUAGUCUUGUUCCUGAGUCUGAGUCUGACUUUCCUCCGUCCGUCGGGGACAUCCCGACUCCUCGAUCGUACGCGGAGGCGAUCGAGGGUCCCUACUAUUCACAGUGGCAGUUAGCUAUGGACGCAGAGAUGGCUUCCUGGAAGUCCACAGGCACCUACGUCGACGAGGUUCCCCCACCUGGGGCGAACAUCGUCAGUGGCAUGUGGAUUUUCAGGGUGAAGCGGCCGCCGGGUUCUCCGCCUGUCUUCAAGGCGCGUUACGUGGCUUGA
Closterium sp. NIES-65 is the source of this 3672-nucleotide messenger RNA. The record is from the annotation of a GenBank genome assembly. NCBI's taxonomy places the organism in Eukaryota, Viridiplantae, Streptophyta, Zygnematophyceae, Desmidiales, Closteriaceae.